This is a messenger RNA of Xenia sp. Carnegie-2017, 462 nucleotides long. Its product is annotated as 52 kDa repressor of the inhibitor of the protein kinase-like. The transcript has a single exon. Lineage: Eukaryota; Metazoa; Cnidaria; Anthozoa; Malacalcyonacea; Xeniidae. Gene Ontology annotation, molecular function: protein dimerization activity. Bases 1 to 462 code for a protein of 153 amino acids. The record is from RefSeq and is a predicted model, not a curated record.
AUGUAUGCUUUGCCAAGUUACGUCACCAGUGAACCUAAGUGGGCCGAACAUUUUUCUCGUUUUUUGAAUAAGUAUAAAGAUGACCUACCGUCACCUGAUUCUCUUGAAAUGGAGUUAAGAAUGUGGAAACUUUUCUGUUAUAACUACGAGUGUCCGCUUACAAAUUCCAUACAAGAGUUGCUUCCUUUUGUUGAUGUUCAUUCAUUUCCAAAUGUACAAACUGCCUUCAAAAUAUUUGCAACAAUUCCAGUGACUACAUGUAGCUGUGAGAGAUCGAUUUCAACUCUUCGUCGAUUGAAAACCUUCAUGCGAAGUACCAUGGGAGAAAAAGGAUUAUUGUCACUAGCAUUAUUAAAUGUUCAUCGAGAAAUUCACCUUAAUAUCGACAAAGUAAUCGAUCGUUUUGCACUUAAACAUCCAAGACGAAUGGUAUUGGCAGAUCUUUUAAAUAACGAUCCGUGA